AGAAAACCAAACACAAGAAAGGAAAGAGAAAGAUACCAUGAAGAUAGUUCGUCGAGAUAUCGAGCCUGAUGGCCCUGGAAGUGUGAAGAUGGUCCCUGAAGAAGCAGAUGAUCUAUGGGUUGCUUAUAAUUUAAUUGCUGCGGGUGACACGGUCAUGGCUGUCACUGUCAGGAAGGUUUUGAGAGAAGCUGCUUCGGGAGGAAGAGAUGCAGAAAGGGUGAAACUGAAAUUAGAAAUCAAAGUUGAGACUGUCGAAUAUGACAAAGAAGGAUCUGUAUUACGCAUAAGGGGGAAGAAUAUUUUGGAGAAUGAACAUGUGAAGAUAGGGGCAUUUCACACCCUAGAACUUGAUCUCCACCGACCUUUUGUGUUACGGAAGGUGUUGUGGGACUCAUUGUCAUUGGAUACGCUCCAUCAAGCCUCUGAUAUUAAAGCAAGUGCAGACCUGGCUGUUGUUCUGAUGCAAGAGGGCCUGGCCCAUAUUUUGCUCGUCGGUAAAAGUGUGACAACUACUCGUUCACGGGUGGAGACUUCGAUACCUCGCAAGCAUGGACCGUCAAUUGCUGGUUAUGAUAAAGCCUUGAAUAAGUUUUUUGACAAUGUCUUACAGGCUUUCCUUAAACAUGUUGAUUUCAACGUUGUUCGCUGUGCUGUGAUUGCAAGUCCAGGGUUUACUAAGGAUCAAUUUCAUCGGCACUUAUUGUUGGAGGCAGAAAGGAGGCAGCUGAGAGCUAUUAUUGAGAAUAAGUCGCGCAUAAUUCUUGUGCAUACUACCUCUGGUUACAAGCAUAGUCUAAGAGAGGUUUUGGAUGCUCCAAACGUCAUGAAUAUAAUUAAAAAUACAAAAGCGGCAGAAGAGGUCCGAGCUCUCAAGGAUUUCUUUGCGAUGCUUUCCAAUGAACCUGCUCGCGCAUGCUAUGGACCAAAACAUGUUGAAGUUGCCCAUGAGCAAAUGGCUAUCCAGACACUUCUCAUUACUGAUGAGCUCUUCAGGAGUUCUGAUGUAGCAACAAGGCAAAAGUAUGUUAAUUUGGUCGACUCAGUCAAGGCUUCAGGCGGCACCGCACACAUAUUUUCCUCCAUGCAUGUUUCAGGAGAACAAUUGGCGCAGCUGACGGGUAUUGCUGCAAUUCUUCGUUUUCCGCUGCCAGAUCUCGACGACAUAGAAAUGUAAUAGGUGUUGGAUUUGAAGGUGGUGCUGAUUGACAAGUUUUCUGCUCCAUUGUUGUCUGUAUAUCUGGCUAUUUUCUUCAUGACUAUACAAAGAAUGAUGAGAAAGGUAUAACAAAGAGGAAUAGAAAUUAGGCAGUGCAGUGCAGUAAAGUUAUUGUAUAAAUCUUGAUUGCAAUUCAUUAGUUUUGUGUUUUAGAGACCAGAAUAUGUGAUUGUUCAUCUUUGUUACAAUACAAAAUGUAUGUUUGAAUAAGUUUAUCAUUUGAUUGAUCUAUUGACAUAGUUUUAGGUGA
This is a messenger RNA of Sesamum indicum (sesame), 1466 nucleotides long. It is a transcript of the gene PEL1, whose product is annotated as Eukaryotic release factor 1 (eRF1) family protein. Lineage: Eukaryota; Viridiplantae; Streptophyta; Magnoliopsida; Lamiales; Pedaliaceae. Gene Ontology annotation, biological process: nonfunctional rRNA decay; ribosome disassembly; nuclear-transcribed mRNA catabolic process, no-go decay. The record is from RefSeq and is a predicted model, not a curated record. Gene Ontology annotation, cellular component: cytoplasm.